AUGGCGGCAAUGGAGGAGCUGGAGAUCCAUAGCAAGUCGUACUUUGUACGAUGGAUCAACGUCAGCGCCAACCACACCAUCUCCUGGAGUAUUCAACCGCACAAGAAGUCGGUGAACUUUGGAAUCUUCAAGCACCCCGGCCAGUCCAGUCUGAGCUCCUAUCUGCCCGCCUCCGAUUCCCAAAGCACCGACUCGACCGAGAACCUACCCGCAACGGCCGCCAACGCGGGCGCCUCCCGGAACCAACAGUCCACCGUCAUCGAGAAGCUGACUGCCAUUGGUCUCAAGUCGAUCAAGUGGAUUGGCAAGUGUGAGGCGGAUCGGAUCUCCCAGGGCACUUACGAUGUACCGGCCAGCGAGGCGGGCAAUUACGCGCUCGUCUUCGACAAUACCUUUUCCAAACAGAUCUCCAAAACCGUCACCCUCGUGCUCCUGACCUACCCGACCGGUCUGCAACCGCAUGGAUCUGCGCCGCCGUCCAUUGCACGCUCGCACGCGGGUGGCUCGUCCGAUUCCCUGCCCCAGCCGCGAACGCGCCGACGCGGAAAUAGCAAAUCUACCCUGAGCGCGCAAGUGUCGGACUCGUCGAUACACACGGGAUUGCUGCAGAAGCGUCGGCGGAAGAGACACCAGGGUUGGGCACGUCGAUUCUUCUCGUUGGAUUUUACCUCGUCGACGUUGUCGUAUUAUCAUGACCCCAACUCGUCUGCUCUGCGCGGUGCUAUUCCGCUCUCGUUGGCGGCGGUAGCUACCAACGAAAAAUCACGCGAGAUUUCUAUUGACUCGGGAACGGAGAUUUGGCAUCUUCGUGCGAGCAAUGAUCAGGACUUUGCGUCUUGGAAGCGCGCGUUGGAAAAGGCUUCGUCUAAGGACUCGCCGAGCCAGAAUGAACUAUCCGUUGUUGGAGGGCCACCACAGCUGCGCCUGACUACUCCGGGACACCCCUCGCCGGAAGAAGAGGCUGAGUGGGCGCAGGUUAAGAAGCUGGUCAGCAAGAUCUCUGGUUCGCGAGAUGCAGUGCGCCGUCUGGCUAGGGAUACCGAUCCCAAGUAUAUCGUAUCUCCUGCUCCGUCUCCCAUCGAGCCACGGGGUCGCGGUCGUUCGCCGAGUCCCGGUCCUGCUGGGCAAGAUGCCUCUGUUUCAGACCCUAAACGGCCGUUCUGGAAGCGCAAGACCAGUGGGAACUCGCAGACUGGCUCUAAACGGCCCUCCGGUCCAGAGCAGAGCAAUUCCAGCUCGUCCCAGCUAGUUGUGCCUAAACCAGACGGAACCGGCAGACCUGCGAGCAUUGCUAGUCAUGCCGAUGGUAUGGAUGAGAUUCAUGACAAUCUGAUGGCCGUGCUGCGUGAUCUGGAUCACGCGGUGUCUGAGUUCUCGACGCUCAUUGCUGAGAGUAAACAGCGCCGACACCGACACCCGCCACGGUCUACUAUCGUUCCUCGGAAGAGUAUGGAGUCGGAUAUCUCGCAGGAAUUCUUCGAUGCUAUGGAUGGAGGUGCGGCGUCACCUCUUUUGACUAUCCAGGACAGCGACGAAGAGGCUGUGGACGCUGCCGAGAACGUAGAAGAUGAUGCACCUUCAGACAGCGAAGAUGAGACUGAGGCUACGACUCCGCACGACACCAGUAGUGCUUCUCCCUUGUUCCCAGCUCGUCCGAAAUCUCUCGCACCAUUACCUCUUGACAAGAUUCGUCGCCGUCAGAACAUCGCAGCACCGACGGUCCUGCCUCCCAGUUUGAUCGGCUUCCUACGCAAGAACGUCGGCAAGGAUUUGUCUACGAUAUCCAUGCCAGUCUCUGCAAACGAGCCUCUAUCUUUACUCCAGCGUGCCGCAGAGAUCCUAGAAUACUCCUCCCUCCUAGACCAAGCAGCCCAAUCCUCUGACCCCGUCGAACGACUCAUGUACGUUACUGCAUUCGCCCUCUCCUCGCUAUCCAGCAACCGUGUCCGCGAGCGUUCCAUCCGCAAACCCUUCAACCCUAUGCUCGGCGAAACCUACGAGCUUAUCCGCGAAGACCAAGGCUUCCGCUUCAUCGCAGAAAAGGUCUCCCACCGACCCGUCCAACUCGCCUACCAAGCCGAUAGCCGCGAAUGGAGUCUCGCACAGUCCCCAAUGCCCAGCCAGAAAUUCUGGGGCAAAUCUGCCGAAAUCACGACAGAGGGUCGCGUGCGUAUCACUCUACACGCCACGGGCGAACGCUUCAGCUGGACGCCCGCGACCUCGUUCCUGCGGAACAUCAUCGCUGGCGAGAAAUACGUCGAGCCCGUCGGUGAACUAGCCGUCGCUAAUGAAACCACCGGCCACCGCUCCAUCUCUACCUUCAAGGCCGGCGGCAUGUUCUCCGGCCGCAGCGAAGAAGUCACCACCCGCGCCGUCGACUCGUACAAUCAGCCCAUCGCCCUGGGUCUAGCGGGUACAUGGCCUGCCUCUCUGAAUCUCACCCGCGACGGCAGUCCCUCCGGCAAACCCAUCUGGACAGCGGGACCCUUGGUCCCCAGCGCCCCCAAGCACUACGGUCUCACAGCCUUCGCCGCAGCCCUGAACGAAAUUACAUCUAUCGAAGAGGGCCGUCUCCCAGUCACAGACUCCCGGUUGCGUCCUGACCAGCGCGCUUUGGAAGAAGGCGAUCUCGAUCGCGCGGAGGAAGUCAAAGUCCAACUUGAAGAGGGCCAACGUACCCGGAGACGGGAAAUGGAAGCUGCUGGGGAGAAUUGGACACCCAGGUGGUUUACCAAGGUGAGUGAGGAUUCGGAUGGGGAGGUUGUUUGGCGGUUGAAGGGUGGGAAGGAUGGGUAUUGGGAUGAGAGGGCUAAGGGUAGUUGGAGUGGUGUUGUGCCUGUUUUUGAGGGUUGA
Penicillium cataractarum is the source of this 2853-nucleotide messenger RNA. RefSeq names its product oxysterol-binding protein related protein OSH3. The transcript is spliced from 2 exons. The record is from RefSeq and is a predicted model, not a curated record. Gene Ontology annotation, cellular component: plasma membrane; cytosol; perinuclear endoplasmic reticulum. Lineage: Eukaryota; Fungi; Ascomycota; Eurotiomycetes; Eurotiales; Aspergillaceae. Gene Ontology annotation, molecular function: sterol binding. Bases 1 to 2853 code for a protein of 950 amino acids. Gene Ontology annotation, biological process: ER to Golgi ceramide transport; endocytosis; maintenance of cell polarity.